Amphimedon queenslandica is the source of this 3215-nucleotide messenger RNA. Its product is annotated as DNA-binding protein SMUBP-2-like. Gene Ontology annotation, cellular component: cytoplasm; nucleus. NCBI's taxonomy places the organism in Eukaryota, Metazoa, Porifera, Demospongiae, Haplosclerida, Niphatidae. The transcript has 15 exons. Gene Ontology annotation, molecular function: ATP binding; DNA binding; zinc ion binding. Bases 28 to 3105 code for a protein of 1025 amino acids. The record is from RefSeq and is a predicted model, not a curated record.
CUUCAUGGAGGUGUGUCUCUUCUCAUCAUGGAGGACUUUGUAGAGAAACAUUUAGAACUGAUUGAGCAAGAACGACAAGAAGAAGUGGCCCAGGGACUCUCUCUUCUUUCCACUGAUUUGAAAAAUAUCAAAGAGUUGGAGACUAAAGGAGUCUGUCUCUCAAAGCUUGGGAUUGAGUCUGAGAGAAUUGGUUUGUUUGGCCGCCAUAUUGUCACCUUCUCUCAUCGUUUAGGGAGACAUAAACUCCCUACUCAUUCUAUAACAUGCGGUGACAUUGUGGGUAUCUUUAGCAAGGGCCAGAGUCUGUUGCCAGGGCAACUUGUAUCUGGUGUAGUUGUGAAGUCCUCGGAUGUUCAUUUGGGCGUGGCUUUUGAGGAACUACCUGAAGAAGUAUCCCUGGGUGGUCUUGGUGACUGUCUGCAAGUAGUAAAACUCGCAAAUGACAUAACUUAUAAAAGAAUGAAGAGAGCUCUUAAUGAUCUCAAGUCAAUGGACCCCAUCCUUUCCUCUCAUUUGGUAGACGUACUCUUUCAAGCCACACCUCCUGGCCCCUCUCAUUCCAAAUGGACCUAUCAGCUGGAUCAAUUACAAACUCAAUUUGACUCGAGCGAUUUCAAAUUCUUCAAUCAGUCGCUGGACAGCAGCCAAAAGAGAGCAGUCUUUUUUGCAUUGUCCAGACCCGAUGUUGCCAUUAUUCACGGACCCCCUGGAACUGGUAAGACAACUACAGUCAUUGAGUACAUACUCCAGGAAACUCUUACACUAAAUAAUAAAGUAUUGGCUGUUGCACCCUCUAACAUUGCAGUUGAUAAUCUUGUCGAAAGAUUAGCAGCAUCUUCUCCAAAGUUAAAGAUUAUUAGGCUCGGUCACCCGGCAAGACUAGUUCAAUCAGUACUCCAGUAUUCACUUGAUAGUAUCCUAGCAUCUACUGAUGGAUCUGACAUUGUUCUUGAUGUAAGGAAAGAAAUGAGCUCUGCUUGGAGUAAAGCCGGGAAUGCUAAGUCAUCGUCUGAGAGGCGUAAAUGGCAUACUGAAGCUAAAACUUUGAAGAAGGAGCUGAUAGAGAGAGAAGAAAAACUGGUUCAACAGAUCUUGAGCGGAGCUAAUGUCAUACUGGCCACAAAUACUGGAGCAACGCCCACCGGCCCUUUGAAGCACUUACCUAUUGAUCAUUUUGAUGUGGUUGUCAUUGAUGAAUGUGCACAAUCAUUAGAAGCUAGCUGUUGGAUACCAUUAUCAAGAGCUCCUAAGUGCAUUCUUGCUGGUGACCAUAAACAGCUCCCACCCACCAUUCUCUCUGACAAAGCUGCUCGUGAUGGUCUAGCUGUAACACUAAUGGAGAGAUUAGUAUCAGUCUACAGAGAUCAAGUAACAACACUCCUGACAACACAAUACAGGAUGAAUCACAAUAUUAUGAAGUGGCCCUCGCAGUAUUUGUAUGAGGAUAGCCUCACGGCACACGAAAGUGUCUCACAUCAUUUAUUAAAAGAUCUUCCAACCGUUACCAUCACCACAGCUACGACUAUUCCUCUUCUCUUUAUUGAUACUGCCAGUUGUGGCUUGUACGAGUUAGACACGCCCUCUGAAGAGUCCAAAGGGAACGAAGGGGAGGCUGAGAUAGUACUGGCUCAUGUGAAGGAGUUAAUAGGAGCUGGUGUGAGAGAAGGGGACAUUGCAAUAAUAGCUCCAUAUCAUCUUCAAGUUGGCAUGAUAAGAGAGAGACUAGAGGCUAAUGGUAUAUCAACUGGUAAAGUUGAAGUACACACUGUUGAUGGAUUCCAAGGAAGGGAGAAAGAGGCAGUCAUCAUUUCUUUCACACGCUCAAACAAAAAAGGCGAGUUUGGUUUCCUCAAGGAGCAACGUCGAACUAAUGUAGCCGUCACUCGUGCUCGGAGGCACCUGGCAAUGGUUGGAGACUCUGAGACUAUCUCUCGUGAACCUUUCAUUAAAGGACUUUUAGAGUAUUGUACAAACAAUGGAGAAGUAUACAGUGCUCAUGAGUAUAUAGACACUGCAUCAAUGAUUCAAGCAGAAUCUGUUGCUACUGAUCAACAAGAAGGUUUUGCAAUAAAGCCAGUGGAAGAAAUAAAGAAAAAGGAUCCUCCAUCUCCAGCAGUUGAUAGUAAUAAAUUAGCUCAGCAGAGAUUAUCAUACGAAAAGCAACUAAAAGAAUUUAAAAAGAGCAGUGAAGAGCAAUCAAGCAUAACAUUCCCUAAUACAUUGUCUUCCUCACAGCGUAAAAUAAUUCAUGAACUAUCAGAGGAGCUAGGCCUAUCACAUGUAAGCCAUGGCGAAGGUAAUGAUAGAUAUAUCGUAGUCAGCAGAUCCAGGAAAACUAAUGGAGCUGAAUGCAGUGAUUCUACAACUGAAGAUGAUAAAAUACAACAGCCUCUGAUGAUUAAAGCACCACAAAUUGAAGACACAGUCUGCUGCAUUGAUGAAGAAACUAUUAGUAUUGAUGUGACAGAGAAAAAGAAUUUGUCUAAAGUUGCUUCUCUUCCACCUCCAAGUGAAGCAAAAACUAAGAUUGAUGUUAAAAGUAAAGCAAAAGAUGAAGUGAUUGUAGGAGCUACAGUUGGUGUGUGGCAGUGCCAGAUCUGUGGCAUACAUUUACCCAAAGAAAACAGUGAACUACACCAGCUUCGAUGUGAGAGAGAAAAGAGGAGAGUGGAGGACAUUGUGAAAAAGAAGAAGCAAGAGUCUGAACUGAAAAGCAAAGGCUCUCAAAAGAAAACUAAAUCAGAAAAAGCAAAGCCAGUUGAGCAACUUGAUGAUCUGGAUCUUUUACUUGAAGAAAUGAAGAAAGCAGAUAAAACUUGUAAUUUCUCCGGCUGCAAGAAAAGUGUCAAUCACCUUGGAAUCAUUUGCCCUUUCUGCAAGAAGAAAUACUGCAUGACACACAACAUUGCAGAGACACAUGGAUGUGAGGAAAGAGCAAGAAGAAUGGCAAGAAAGGACCUAGAGAAGGAACUGAGAGGAGAUGGAAAGGGAACUACUGCAGGAAGGAAGAGUGACUCUUCAAAACGUGCUCACUUGCAAAGAAAAUUAGACAAAAAGAUCAACGACUUGUCUGCUGAUAGACAAAGAAAGAAACCAUCAUCAUGACUUAAAUGUAAAUCAUUAAAUGUAAUUUUUAAUUGUAAAACAAUAACACAAGUAAAUCUAUUGCAUACCACUCUGUAUUCAAAGUCCAAGGUGUUCAUUAAUAGCAUCAA